Molecule: messenger RNA, 2155 nt
Organism: Protopterus annectens (West African lungfish)
Lineage: Eukaryota; Metazoa; Chordata; Ceratodontiformes; Protopteridae
Product: adhesion G protein-coupled receptor F5-like
Exons: 6
Coding region: 138-1757 (539 amino acids)
Biological process (GO): G protein-coupled receptor signaling pathway; cell surface receptor signaling pathway
Cellular component (GO): membrane
Molecular function (GO): G protein-coupled receptor activity
Source: RefSeq, a predicted model, not a curated record
UUCAAACUACUCGAGAGUCAGCAUUUGUCCCUAUUCUGCUUUCUAACCUAUCAGCUGCAACAUCGAGUAUAACAACUGAGAUACAGAAACAAAACAUAGAAACUGUAGUCUCAAUUUUACAGAUUGCUUCAAAUUUAAUGGAAUCAGUUAAUAACUCAUCCAUGACGAAUGUGCUGACAGCAGUGAAUGUACUCCUGGCUCCGCAGGCCAAGAAUGGCUGGCAAAGUUUAAAUACUUCUGUUAGUACUAUGCUACUAUCUUCAGUGGAAAACUUUGCAAAACUAAUCUCUUUUGACACCCCAAACAUUACUAUAGAAAACCAAUAUGUUGAACUUAGAGGACAAUUUGUGUUCAAUGAGAAUGGAAAUAAAGAUUUUAAUGAAACAUUUUUUGGCACUAAGGGCAAUGUAUUCAUUCCAGAAAAGCAAUUUAAAACCUUCACAAACUCCUCACUAGUUAUCAGCAUUGGUUUUGAGAGCUUAUCGUACAUCCUACAGAGCGAAAGCAACAGUACUUCAAAUUUUUCUACUGGAACUCACGUGAACAGUAUACUUCUGACAGUGACAACAAAUGAAAAUAAUAGCAUAAUUCAACCAAUGCUUACUUUUGAAAAGCAAAAUAAAUCACUGAAUAAUCUCUCAUGUGUGUUUUGGGAUUUAAAUUCAAUGAAAUGGAAUGAAUCAGGCUGUAGUGGAACUAGCUCCACAAAUUCCGCCAUUUGUGAUUGCCGUCACCUCACCUCAUUUUCCAUUCUAAUGUCAAUGAAUGUCCCACCUAAUGAUGAAGCACUGGAAUGGAUUACACAUAUCGGCCUGGGCAUUUCUAUGGGCAGUUUACUUCUCUGCCUCAUUAUUGAAAUACUGGUUUGGAAAAUUGUAACAAGAAACAAAACAUCAUAUAUGAGGCAUGUUUCUAUUGUUAACAUUGCUCUGUCUCUUCUUAUCGCAGACAUAUGGUUUAUUAUUGGUGGACAAGUUCAAAAUCAAAAACCUGCAUGUACAGCUGCAACUUUUUUUACUCAGUUCUUUUACCUUUCACUUUUUUUCUGGAUGUUUUUCAUGGGCCUGAUGCUGUUUUAUCGCCUUAUUCUGAUUUUUCAUGACAUGAGUCAGUCUACAAUGAUGUUAAUAGCAUUUAUGUUGGGUUAUGGGUGCCCGCUGGCCAUUACAGUUAUUACAGUCGCUAUUACUGAGCCAAACCGUAAUUUAUACACAGGAACAAAUGCUUGUUGGCUGAACUGGAAGGAGACAAAAGCAAUCCUCGCCUUUGUCAUACCUGCCUUUUUUAUCAUUGCUUCCAAUUUUAUUAUUCUCUUUGUAGUUAUAUCCAGAAUCCUGAAACCAUCAAUGGGAGACAGACACAGAUCACAAGAAAAAAAUACCAUGAUACAGGUUGCAAGAAGCAUUGCAAUUUUGACUCCACUCCUUGGCCUUACAUGGGGAUUUGGAAUAGCAAUUGUUGUUGGAAACUCACAUUAUACCUUUCACAUUAUCUUUACAGUUCUCAAUGCAUUCCAGGGCUUCUUUGUUUUGUUGUUUGGAACACUGAUGGAUAGCAAGGUACGUGAAGCUUUAAUGAAAAGAAUACCAUUACGGAACUGGAGUACACAAAAAACAAAGACUACGUUUUCUGCACCUUCAUCAGGACCAGUCUCAAGAGCAUUUGGCAUUUUCAAUAAAAGAGGAUUCUAUAGCUUUACAGACCCAUCUCAUCCUUCAAGUAGCAAUUAUUCUGAGUCCUAUUCUGUAUUAAACUAAAGAUGCCCAACAGAAAAUAGUGACCCAAUAAAAUGAAAGCAGCAUAAAAUGUCUUGCAAUGACUGUGAAUAACUAUAAUUUUAAAAGAAAUCAAUAUCGUCAAUCAUUAUUUAUCAUACUGGUGUUUAUCAUGAUAUGCAACAACCUGUUCUAAGUAGACUGAUAUCGUAUUUGCACCAUAUAUUUGAUAGUGAUGCAAAUUCUUUACAUCAAUUGCAUAUGCCAAUAAAUAUAAUAAAUAAGAGAAAUGUUCCCAUUUCUAAGUUCAGCAGAAGCUCUUUGUUUAAAAAAGUAUUCUGAAUGCAUAUAUAAUCUGUUAAGGUGAUUUGUUUCAGGAACAUUUUGGUUUGGUGGUUUGUAUUGAUAAGGGCUUUUAGUAUAAGCUACAAUGACAAAAA